Messenger RNA from Punica granatum (pomegranate), 1519 nucleotides. The record is from RefSeq and is a predicted model, not a curated record. NCBI's taxonomy places the organism in Eukaryota, Viridiplantae, Streptophyta, Magnoliopsida, Myrtales, Lythraceae.
UUUCCCUUCACUCUCUCUCUCUCUCUCUCUCGCGCACACAGCCGCAACCAAACGACAACCCAUAAAUUCAAAAAAGAAUUAAAAAAUUAAAAAAUAAUAAUAAUAAUUUCCAUAAUUUAUCAGAAAAGAAGAAGCCAUUGUUUAUUAUUCCAUACAUUGCUCCGAUCGGAUCGUGACACCGAGUUGGACUCCUCUCCUCGUCGUCGUCGGCAUUCUUCUACGAGUCCGGAGCUCACUGCGCGUUCUCCCGUUCCCCCUUCAUUCUGCGAGCCGGAAUUCCGGCGGUUUCGAGCUGCAUUGUGAGGUCUUGCGUCGAUUGCUGCAGCGGCUGUUUUGGAGGAUUUCCGAUCAAUGCGCGUGGUUUUCAGAAAGGAGCGCCUUCGUUGAGCUGGUGAGGUUCAGAGGGUUUGGCCGUCUGAGAUGGAUCCGUUGUCUGUGAUCAGCGAGGAUCUAGCAGAGAUCGAUGGCCAGAUCGCCGACAUCUUCCGCGCCUUAUCAAAUGGAUUCCAGAAGCUGGAGAAGAUCAAGGAUGCGAAUCGGCAGAGUAGACAGCUGGAAGAACUCACAGGGAAGAUGAAGGAAUGUAAGAGGCUCAUCAAAGAGUUUGACCGAGAAGUAAAGGACUUGGAGAGUAGAAAUGAUCCAGCUACUAUCAAGAUGCUCAAUGAGAAAAAACAGGGGAUGGUUAAAGAGCUAAAUUCAUAUGUUGCUCUUAAAAAGCAAUACGCGACCAAUCUUGAAAACAAACGGAUAGAUCUCUUCGAUGGGCCUAACGAAGGGUUUCGCGAGGAUAAUGGCUUGCUGGCAUCAUCAAUGACAAAUCAGCAGCUUAUGGAUCAGGGAAACCAUAUGAUGGACGAGACUGAUCAAGCCAUUGAGAGGUCUAAAAAGACUGUUCAGGACACGGUCAAUGUCGGGACAGAGACUGCAGCAGCUCUAACGGCUCAGACUGAGCAAAUGAGCAGGAUUGUCAAUGAACUGGACUCUAUCCACUUUUCCAUAAAGAAAGCUUCCAAGCUAGUCAAGGAAAUUGGUAGGCAGGUUGCAACUGACAAGUGUAUCAUGGCUUUAUUAUUCCUCAUUGUGGUUGGGGUCAUAGCAAUCAUCAUUGUGAAGCUCGUAAACCCUAAUAACAAGGACAUUCGGGACAUCCCUGGGCUGGCCCCUCCUGCUCCUACCCGAAAGCUACUCUGGGAGAUCCAUUAAAGGAAGAAUAUCUGAUGAGUUGAUUUAUUGUGCGGAUGAUAUUUAUCGAUCUGAGAAAGCUUCAGUUUAUGCGGAGACAGUGAACCAAAAGGUUGAGUCCAUAGGUUCUUCUCGGCACUCAGGCAUUGUGGAAGACUACCGUUCUACGUCCUUCGCUACAGAUUUUCCUCCUGUGCGACCAAGACUGAAGGUCAUUGCCUAUAUCAGAUUUUUCUCGGAUGAGAGUUGUACUAAUUCACGCUGUCUAGUGGGAACUGUUGUGUUUAUUACUACAUGAAAAUUUUCAUUAAUCAUUGAUUUUUUUUUUGCUGCA